Molecule: messenger RNA, 585 nt
Organism: Suncus etruscus (white-toothed pygmy shrew)
Lineage: Eukaryota; Metazoa; Chordata; Mammalia; Eulipotyphla; Soricidae
Gene: CFAP107
Product: cilia and flagella associated protein 107
Source: RefSeq, a predicted model, not a curated record
AUGCACUUUAUGACUGCAGGGAGCCCACAGUCUCUCUCUACGCCAAGUUGGAAAGUUGAGACCCGGUACUCCACCAGAGUGCUCAUGGGAAACUGGGAAGAAGAAAGAAGGAAGUUCACCAGAGCCACUGAGAAAACCCCCCAGUGCAUUUACAGAAGCGAGUUCAUCCAUUUCUUGGGCUACAGACCCGACCAGAUGUCCAGGUGGGCCUUGAAGAGAAGAAACGAGGGGCUCCCAUACAGAUACCUCAUUGCCCGCCAGCCUCAGCCCUCACAGUGCCAUCUCAUCAGCUCCUAUGAUGACCACUACAACCGGCACAAUUACAACCCAGGACAGCCCAGUUGCCGUGUCUGGAACAGACACAAGAAUGCUUGGGUCCCUGAGAGGAACGACUCCCUACUUCUCGCUCCUCCCACCAACUAUGGACUCUAUGAGCAGCUACGGCACAGCUGGCUAGUCCCUGAGGGGCACCCUAGGACCAGUAUCUACACCACAUCCUACCCAGCACCUCCGCUGAGUGCCUUGUCCAGGAAGCACGCUGUCCCCAUUGUGUUCCCUCAAUUCAAGCCCAUCUCACAUUUCUAA